Notothenia coriiceps (black rockcod) is the source of this 1441-nucleotide messenger RNA. It is a transcript of the gene ccnp, whose product is annotated as cyclin P. The record is from RefSeq and is a predicted model, not a curated record. The transcript has 8 exons. NCBI's taxonomy places the organism in Eukaryota, Metazoa, Chordata, Actinopteri, Perciformes, Nototheniidae. Bases 87 to 1130 code for a protein of 347 amino acids.
CGGAUGAGAGGCGAGCCCCCCUCAGAUCAUGGUAUGCCUGUGGGACGAUAGAUCGCUGGCAGCCUGUAGAAGUAGAGGAGUCCAGGAUGGUUCCAGUCAAAAUGGAGCCAGAUCGCAGAUGGGAGAGGAGGUUAUCAGCACAAACAAACGAAAGCAUCAUCAUGGGGUUCAAUGAAGACAGUUUAACAGACACAACUGCAGAUGGGUGUGUGGAGGAGAGUAUGUUUCUUUACCCUCAGCUGCAGGGUUUUCACAGCCUACAGGCACUGGUGCCCAGCUUGCUGCGCCAUGAAGUGGAGACGGCACUAGAGAAGCUUGAUCUCAUAUGGGACAGGACAUUUGCCUGGGAUAUGUUCUUGGACAUGAUGAGAACUCAAGCAAUAAACACUCUUCCCAACGCCGAUCUGCCCCGGCAUUUUACUGACUCCACUCGCUCUGUCCUGGUAGACUGGCUCAUUCAAGUGCAUGAGAUGAUGCAUUUUCAAGAGGAGACCCUCUAUCUGGCCAUAAACCUCCUCAACCGCUCCUUGCGUGUGAUCAAAGUGACCACAGUCAACCUGCAGCUCCUCGGCAUGGUUUGCGUUUUCCUCGCUGCAAAGAAGGAAGAGUGUCUCCUCCCUGAGGUAUCAGGACUCUGCUACUUGAUGGACCACACCUACACGAAGCAUCAGCUGCUGCGAAUGGAACGCAAAGUCCUCUUAGCGCUCAAAUUCGAUUUGUCCUACUGUCCCCCUCUACAUUUCCUCCUCGUCCUCGCCUCCAUUGCUCGCUGCAGUGCUAAGGUUGUGUGGAUGGCUCGCUAUCUUCUGGAGCUGUCUCUCCUGGAGAGCCAGUGUGUGGUGUUUCUGCCCUUGCAGUUGGCAGGAUCUGUCCUCUGCUUGUCCCGGCAAAUUCUUCAGGAACCCCUGACACCAGAAGGAGAGGCUGCUUGGUGUCUGGCCUCCAGUGUGCAUGUCGGCAGUGAGACGGCCCUGCUGAGGAUCAUGCACACUCUGGCCGGUGCCGCAGCCAAAGCCCACACUCGAGAGACCUGCGCUACUUUUAUUAAAUUCUCCUCCCCAGAAACCAUGUAUGUCAGCCUGCACCCUGGCCUUAAAAACAUUGCUGCUCUGCUGGGUGUAUGCACCUGACAUGUUUGACUCAGUAACUUUGAUGCUAGACCAGUAUCACUUGUCGAGUGUGCUCCAAAAAUCUAAGCAUGGCUCAACUAUUUGCUGUGGAUCCAGAAGAGUUGCCAUGGAAAGGAAUGAGGAAGAAGUUUGAAAGAUUUAAAAAGAAAAAUGUUUGACCAAAGAUUGUAUGCACUUUAGUAUGUAUGUGACACCUGUUUUAUGAUCUUAUCUUGCAGCCAAUUUGUAUUGAUGUGUCCUUGUCUUGUGGGCUGUCUAUCAUGUUAUUUUUGAACGUUUUAAUGUAAAAAUAAAGUGUCCGCUGCAACUGU